CCAUAAGGACAAACCGGACUUCAAAUACGCUUCUGUGAAAAGCCUUACUGAUCAUAUUAUUACUAACAUAAAAGUUUUUACGCAGGUUUGUUUGUAGAAAAGGGAGUUUUCAGGAUCUCGGAUUAUUUACUUGAUGUUGUCGCACUAUAAGAUGAUCCUGACAGGUGUUUAUUCACUUUCUGAUAGUUUUGGUCUCAGCACAGGUUGAUUCCAACUGAUCACACAGGCUGCUGUUUAUAUCUGAUCCUGUGAUGAUCAGUUAGAUUUCUGCACUACUUCCUGUCACUUGUCUCCAGUCCAGUAUCAUGAGGUUGGCUGUGGUUGUUGGCUGCACCUUUGCUUUUGUCCUGGUGGACACCGUGAUCUCGACCGUCCUCUAUGUCCAGUGGUCUGGUCCAAUUUCUUUCUUAGAUGACAUCCUGGACUUUGACAUCUAUCGCUCGGUUCUGGAUCUUUGGUUGGUGCUCCUGGUGCGUUCUUGCCUCCUUGUCGGUGCAUCUGUAGGUAUUCUGAUGAACCAGCACGAUGGCCCCAGACGUGUCGCAUGCAUGGACACUCUGAUCGUCCUCGUCGGUCUCACCAUACUCUCCUAUGCCCUUGCCAAGCUCCUGAUAUUUUCCGAGAUGGGUGACCUGAUGCAUGACCCUUGGUUCCUCGGCUUCUUCUCGUGGACCUGUAUCUCUGCGAUGGGGUCUGUGUUCUUCUGGAAGCUCCUGAGCAGCACAAAUGUUGCCAGCUCAGGUGCAGGAGAGAGGGAGAGGCUAUUGGAUGGAGGAGAAGAGGAGGAACAAGAAGAGGAGGGUGAUAUGAGAAGGUACCAGGCGAAGCAAAAGCCGAAUUCUCGGGCCACCUUGGGACGUCUGUUAUCGUACUGUAAGGAGGAUGCAGGGCUUCUGUCUCUUGCCUUCUUCUUCCUCCUUCUGUCAGCUGUGUGCGAGGCCUUUAUCCCCUAUUUCACUGGGAAGGCCAUUGACGGUAUAGUGAUCCAUAAGAGUAUGGAAUAUUUCAUCAAACCAAUGACUAUUCUCACUGUUUUGGCCGUCAUCAGUUCCUUGGCCGUUGGGGUUCGUGGUGGUGUGUUCUCACUGACAUUCGCCAGGCUGAACAUUCGACUGAGGAACCUCCUCUUCCGCUCGUUGAUGCAUCAGGAGAUUGGCUUCUUCGAUGCUAAUCAUACAGGUGACAUCACGUCACGGCUGACGUCAGACACCAUGCAGGUGAGUGACCUCAUCUCUCAGAACGUCAACCUGUUCCUGCGCAGCUUCGUCAAGGCGGUUGGGUUCUUCAUCUUCAUGUUUGGCAUGUCGUGGAAGCUGACGCUUGUCACCAUCAUGGGCUUCCCGUACAUUGCCGUGCUCUCUAAGCUCUACGGCGAGUAUUACAAGAAUCUAACCAAAGAGGUGCAGACAUCACUUGCUCAGGCCAACAAAGUGGCAGAGGAGACAAUAUCGGCCAUGAGGACGGUGCGCAGCUUUGCUGGCGAGGAUCACGAAGCCAAGUCUUACUACACCAAGCUGUUGGAGGUGCUCGCACUAAACAAGAAGCAAGCUGUAGCCUACGCCUCCUUUAUGUGGUCCAGCUGUAUCUCAGAGCUGGCCUUGCAGGUGGCUAUCCUGUUUUACGGAGGACACUUGGUGGUGACGGACCAGAUGAGCGGGGGAACUCUCAUUUCUUUUGUUAUCUAUGAGCUUGAACUGGGGGAAUGUCUGGAGAGCAUCUCGUCCGUCUAUACGGGUCUGAUGCAGGGCGUGGGAGCUGCAGAGAAGGUCUUUGAGUACAUUGACAGGAAGCCUAAACACAAUCUUGAUGGCCAAGAAGCUCCAGAUAUGUUACAAGGCCUGGUAGAGUUCAGGAACGUGACAUUCGCUUAUCCUACGCGUUCAGAGACCGAUGUCCUGAAGAAUGUGUCCUUCACCAUCCAGCCAGGGAAAGUGACUGCUCUGGUGGGUCCCUCAGGCAGUGGGAAAAGUUCCUGUGUUUCUCUGCUGGAGAACUUUUACAUACCUCAGAACGGCCAGGUGCUGCUGGAUGGCCUGCCGAUUGAGACGUACCAGCACAGCUACCUUCAUUCCAAGGUAGCACUGGUUGGACAAGAACCAGUCCUGUUUGCUCGUUCUGUUCAGAAGAACAUCGCCUAUGGUCUUCCUAGUGCUCCUGAGGAAGUUGUAGUCACAGCUGCCAAAAAAGCCAACGCUCACGACUUUAUCUGCAGCCUCUCGAAAGGCUACGACACGGGUGUCGGGGAGAAGGGAACUCAGCUCUCAGGAGGGCAAAAGCAGAGAGUGGCCAUCGCUCGUGCCUUAAUCCGAAACCCAAGCGUGCUCAUUCUGGACGAGGCCACCAGCGCGCUGGAUGCUGAGAGUGAACACAUGGUCCAGCAGGCUUUGAAUGCUGUGAUGGAGAACUACACAGUGCUGGUGAUUGCUCAUCGCUUGAGCACAGUGCAGCGUGCCAACACCAUCGUGGUGCUGGACAACGGUGUUGUGGUGGAGCAGGGCAACCAUGACGAGCUGAUGGACCUCCAUGGCCUCUACUACAGACUCAUCCAGAGGCAGGUGCUGGGGUCUGACUGCACCACCAAGCCUCCACGUCCGUUUUUAGAGCUGCCUCGACUCCCGGAAGAGGACGAGAACAGUGGAGAUGAAGAUGUCCCCAGAUAUUGAUCUUUUUUCUGGGGUUUUUUUUGCACUAGGUUUGAUAUAAGCAGGCUUAAAUCCUACCUCAAUCACCUUCAUGAAGUGACCAGGUUUGAAGGCAACACUUAUGUUUUACAUAGGUUUUGAAACGUAAUCUGAACAGCAUUUAUAUUAUUAGUAUGUAUUUAUACCAUAUACAGUACCUGCAGUGUUUGCAGUGUGGAAUUGAGUGAAAUUUGCAUUUUGUAAUUCUUGAAUAUUUGUGUGACUAUAUAAGAAUGUGGCUCUGCUUCCUUUUUCUUCAUCCUCGAUCAAUGGAAUGAUCCCAAUGGAAUGCAAGCACCAGGUGAUAUCUGAUCCCAGCUCCAGAUCCCUGUUACUCUACAGUAAACACUGUCUUCUAUUUGGACUGCACCUUGUAAACCUUCACAAUAUGGUUUUUUAGAACAGAUUUUGUUUUCAGCUGUAUGUCAUGCAAUAUCACUGUAUCUGUACUUCAUGCACUGUUUAAUGCACAUAUUAGUAAUAACUUAUUGAAACCUAGUCACUCCUGGUCUUACUUGAUUAAAUGCAUGUAUGAUUGGACUUGUUUACAUGCAAUGUACUUUUCAAAAUAGUGGAAGAUGAAUAAAUUACCCUCGAAUGA
Messenger RNA from Tachysurus vachellii, 3282 nucleotides. It is a transcript of the gene abcb9, whose product is annotated as ATP-binding cassette, sub-family B (MDR/TAP), member 9. The coding region runs from base 306 to 2663 and encodes 785 amino acids. Gene Ontology annotation, biological process: peptide transport; transmembrane transport. The transcript has 11 exons. Lineage: Eukaryota; Metazoa; Chordata; Actinopteri; Siluriformes; Bagridae. The record is from RefSeq and is a predicted model, not a curated record. Gene Ontology annotation, cellular component: lysosomal membrane. Gene Ontology annotation, molecular function: ABC-type oligopeptide transporter activity; ATP hydrolysis activity; ATP binding.